Molecule: messenger RNA, 737 nt
Organism: Lobosporangium transversale
Lineage: Eukaryota; Fungi; Mortierellomycota; Mortierellomycetes; Mortierellales; Mortierellaceae
Exons: 2
Coding region: 150-737 (195 amino acids)
Biological process (GO): mitochondrial proton-transporting ATP synthase complex assembly
Cellular component (GO): mitochondrial matrix
Source: RefSeq, a predicted model, not a curated record
GAUGCCUACUCAAGGUCAGGAGAAGAAAACAGGUAUUGGAGCAGGAACAGGAACAGGAACAGGAACAGGAACAGGAACAGAGAAAUAGGAACAGGAGACAAACAGCUUCCUACGCAUCUCAUUACUUUCAACAAAUACACACUACCAUCAUGGCUGCUCCAGCAAUGCGUCCCCAGGGAUUGUCGCAAUUCAGGCGUAUUUUAAGAGAAGUCCAUCUACAGUACACUCAUCCAAAGGAACUCACAGGAAAGGGUCUUCAUGGAAUCAACAUUCACGCCAAUAAGGUCUGGACUGAGGCUCUGAAGGACGUCUUCCGCAAGCACGCCAACGAGACAGAUCCUGCCAGACUUAACAAACUUUAUACAGAUGGUGAGGACAUGGUAAUCUAUCUUGAGAGUCAGCGUAAACAUAAGGGUCUCGUUGAGAGAUACAAUCCCAGCUUCUGGGAUGAAGAAAAGGGUAUUCAAGUGGACAAGACAGCCAGGAUGGUGGGUUUUGAGAUGCCUGAAAAGUUUGAUGAGUCAAUGAAGGAUAAAGAAUGGAUCCCACCCCCUAAAUUCACAUUCAAGAAUAAGGCAGUCGGCGAAGCAGCAGCAACAUCCACUUCUGACAACUAUGAGGAACUGAAGGCUCCUGAAGAACCAAAGAAGCGCACUUAUCAGAUCCCUAAAGCCUUCGGCUUUGCUGAGCAGGCAGAAGAUGAUGUUGGUCGGGCUGGAGAUCGCAAGAUUAAGUAA